AUGGAUAAAUUGCGCAAAGAAGCCCGUGAGGCACUCGUGCAGAGUCCUGGCAAAAUGCCCAUCGGUUUCUUCCCCGCCGUUGCGGCUGCGUCCAAAAGUGAUUUGCAUCAAUUAUGGCAGGACAUUGCUGCUUACGAUCACUCGACGCAUUUGAAUAGCCUGGUUACAGCGACCAGUUAUAUCGAUUACUGGGAUGGGAUGCUGCCAAAUGACCAAGGCCCGCGACCCUUGAAACCAGCCGAAGCGAAAGCAGUAAACAACUUAUUCGACUGGGCCAGUGCUGCUGCUUUGCCUUCAUCGGACUUUGCAGUUGAUUUUGAUGAGACUGCCGAGGUUUCAGACGAUAUCAUCAAAGCCCAGAACGAGAGUCGGUUUAGGUCCGAGCUCGCUCUGGAGCUGAUUCUAGUUUUAAACAAGCCCUUGGCGGGACUGCCAAAUGGCAAACCAGAAAAUGCAGCGGAUAUUCUUCUCGCGGGGGCAUGUUUUGUCAAUAAGCAAAACCCAUGGGCCACAUCAGACAGCUACAAUGCGGCGUCGAUGCUCAUGAACUUGUGGGUUCAAGACACUCGUCGCGGUAAUAAAUUCUGGCCCGCUAUCGACUUCAUCCUCAAGGAGAGAAUUAGACCUCUUUUUGCAAAGACAAAGAAUCCCGCCAUUACCAGUGCCGGCCGUAAGAACUUCCAUCCUCAGACUCUCCCUCGCUUCGGUGUAAGCGAUGUAGACGCAUCGGCCAAGCCAUGGAAGACAACAGACGUCUACGUCGGAGCUGUGCUGUCAUGGAUCCUCUCACAAUACCAACCCGAAGACAAGACGCAAUUCGAAACGCACUUCCAGCUUUUCGUGCCUACUAUCCUAGCAAUGGUCGACGACAACAACCUCCCAUUCAAAACAAAAGGUUGUGCUCUACUCACUCAGCUACUGCAACCGAUCCAAGAAAGCGGCUCGGACAUCCUCCGACGGACAAACCUCACCUCCGUCUUCGAAGACGCCGUCACGCCGUGUCUUCUAUCCCUACCAUCCAUCACACCCGAGGAUAGAUCCUUAGACCUCCUAGGAGCAGCAUACCCAGCCAUCCUCUCUACCCUGAAAACCGCCUACAAAGGCCCCACCCAAUCUGAAAAGGAUAAAGAAGCAUACACUACCAGCCUCGCCAAAAUCCUCCGAUCAAACCUCAUCUCCUCAUUCCACCACGUCAGCUCCAGCACUCCAGCCUCGGGCUCAACCGCAUCGUUCCCUCACCCCAAUCUCUCAACAUUCCUCUUAGAAAAGAUAACAAUCAUCACCAACGAGCUGGGAAUUCAUACUACAAAGUAUCUCCAAGAACUCAUCCCAGUUCUCUACACAACACUAUCAAACCCAUUUGGAACAGCACACCCUCCACUACUGCUAGCUGCAGCUUCAGCUACGCAGGCGGUGAUCAAGAACGCACACCCGCGUGUCUGGCGCUGGCGCGGGGAGAUCCUGAGUGGACUGAGUUCGUGCUGGCUUCAUAUUUCCGAGGAUAGCGGAGGCUCCGUGGCUGAUCUGGCUAAGCUGAAGCGCGAAUUGCAGCAGACGCUUCAGGUUUUGAAGCUUGUUUUGUUGAAUCCUGUUGCUAUUGCGUCUGAUGGACCAGAGCCUGAACAGGUGCAGGUGAAGGAAAAUGUGGAGAAGGAGUUCCAGGAGCUUGUUGAGGCUGAUGCAGAGCUGAAGGGUCUGUUUGUUUGA
This is a messenger RNA of Penicillium crustosum, 1707 nucleotides long. RefSeq names its product Tti2 family protein. NCBI's taxonomy places the organism in Eukaryota, Fungi, Ascomycota, Eurotiomycetes, Eurotiales, Aspergillaceae. The transcript has 3 exons. The record is from RefSeq and is a predicted model, not a curated record. The coding region runs from base 1 to 1707 and encodes 568 amino acids. Gene Ontology annotation, cellular component: centrosome; nucleoplasm; cytosol.